Molecule: messenger RNA, 1705 nt
Organism: Silurus meridionalis
Lineage: Eukaryota; Metazoa; Chordata; Actinopteri; Siluriformes; Siluridae
Product: translocon-associated protein subunit alpha-like
Exons: 9
Coding region: 88-963 (291 amino acids)
Cellular component (GO): endoplasmic reticulum membrane; endoplasmic reticulum
Source: RefSeq, a predicted model, not a curated record
CUCUCUCUCUCUCUCUCUCUCUCUCUCUCUCUCUGGUCAGUAGAUAUAUUCAGUUCUUUCUCUCUCUCAGUCUCUCCUGCAGGAAUCAUGGUGGUGUUUGGAUUAAAGUCUCUCUUUGUGUAUUUGCUGCUGUUUCCAGCUGCGCUGCUCUCCGGGGGCAAAGUGUACGCAGAACAUGAAGAUGGAGUGACAGAUGAAGCACCAGACACAGCGGUGGAGGAAGAGGAGGAGGAUGAAGAUGAAGAAGAGGUCCUGGUGGAAGAACCUCAGACAGAAGAUCGGGAUGUGGACGAUGCCGAUGAUUCAGACGAAGAUUCCCAAGUGGCAGACAUGACGUCUCACCCUGAUGCAGACACCACCAUCAUCUUUGUCACAGGAGACGAGUUUCCAGCCAAUGAGAUCGUGAAGUUCCUGGUUGGUUUCACUAAUAAAGGAACUCAGGAUUUUACAGUUCGCUCUCUCGAGGCUUCAUUCCGUUACCCACAGGACUACCAGUUCUAUAUCCAGAAUUUCACCGCUCUGCAGCUGGAUGCCGUGGUGCAGCCGGAGAAACAGGCGUCGUUUGAGUACUCGUUCAUUCCCGCACAGCCGAUGUCCGGACGUCCUUUCGGCCUCGUCAUUCUGCUCAACUACCACAACUCUGAGGGAAAUGUUUUCCAGAGUGCAGUUUUUAACCAGACGGUGACGAUCACUGAACUGGGCGAGGGUCUGGACGGAGAAACGAUGUUCAUGUACAUCUUCCUGGGCGGUUUGAUCUUCCUCGUGCUCUUCGGCAUGUAUCAUGUCCUGGAGUCUCGCACGAGGAAGCGACUUCCUGUGAAGGUUGAAACAGGAACUAGAGGGAUGAACGACGUGGACAUUAGCUGGAUUCCACAGGAAACUCUCAAUGCCAUGAAUAAAGCGUCUCCGAGAGCUUCACCGAGAAAACGUGCCAGGAGAACAGCUGGUGGUGCAGAUCAAUAACAACCAUGACAACAAUCACCACCACAACAACUACAGCAUCACUACGGUUCUGCGGUUCUUCCUUCUACAAGCUCAUCUCACGCUCCUGGUCUCCAUAAAGAGACUGAGCGAAAGUUCAAACAUUUCACACAUUCCUGAGGAAGAGUCUCAGCAGCUCCACUGCAGUUUUGAACACAGGAACAUGAAGAUAUCAUCACCUGCUCCAUCUCAAACUGUAAAAAAACACUUUGUUCAAGCUUUACACCAGUGUUACAGUUUAGUGAGGUAGCGUUUAGGACAUGGAGAAAAUCAGCAGUGUUAAUGUUUAAAUUUUUUACAAAUGCUUCAACACGUUGUUCAGAGUUUUACGAAAUGCGCACAAUGCUAACCUGGUAGCUGUUAGCUUCUAUUAGAUGUUAACUUUGCUGACAUCAUGGCUUCAGUGUAAAACUAGAAGCAGUAUUCCCACACUGAGGAGCAGGUCUCAGGCUCCUCAAUUUGGACCAAAAAAGAAAAUGAAUUUCAUGUAAAAAGAACAGAAUACUGACAAACAUAUUACUCCAUUUAAAGUUCCUCUUCUUCUCCUCCUCCUUCUUCUCCUCCUUCUCCUCUUCCAUCUUCUUUUUAUUAUUACUAUGAGAUAAAGUGCUGUAAAAACUCGUCACACUAUGAAAUAAGGGCAGCACUGAAACUGUUUGGGAUGAAAGUGUCAGAGCUCCUGGUGUUUGUGAGACGUCUUUAAUAAAGUGUGAAAAUGUUUUUA